This is a messenger RNA of Arxiozyma heterogenica, 234 nucleotides long. It is a transcript of the gene RUB1, whose product is annotated as NEDD8 family protein RUB1. Lineage: Eukaryota; Fungi; Ascomycota; Saccharomycetes; Saccharomycetales; Saccharomycetaceae. Bases 1 to 234 code for a protein of 77 amino acids. Gene Ontology annotation, biological process: protein neddylation; regulation of proteolysis; modification-dependent protein catabolic process. Gene Ontology annotation, molecular function: ubiquitin protein ligase binding; protein tag activity. The record is from RefSeq and is a predicted model, not a curated record. The transcript is spliced from 2 exons. Gene Ontology annotation, cellular component: cytoplasm; nucleus.
AUGCAGAUUAAAGUCAGGACGUUGACUGGAAAAGAAAUUCCAAUUGAAAUAGAAGAGACAGAUCGUGUCUAUCGUAUUAAAGAACUCCUAGAAGAGAAAGAAGGUAUUCCUCCAGUGCAACAAAGACUAAUAUAUCAAGGAAAACAAAUUUCAGAUGAUGACACAAUAUUAUCUGCUCACCUGAAACCAGGUACUCAACUUCAUUUAGUUUUGACUUUAAGAGGUGGCUAUUGA